Tachyglossus aculeatus (Australian echidna) is the source of this 250-nucleotide messenger RNA. Its product is annotated as 40S ribosomal protein S29-like. NCBI's taxonomy places the organism in Eukaryota, Metazoa, Chordata, Mammalia, Monotremata, Tachyglossidae. The record is from RefSeq and is a predicted model, not a curated record. Gene Ontology annotation, biological process: translation. Gene Ontology annotation, molecular function: structural constituent of ribosome; zinc ion binding. Gene Ontology annotation, cellular component: ribosome; cytosolic small ribosomal subunit. The transcript has a single exon. Bases 1 to 171 code for a protein of 56 amino acids.
AUGGGGUACCAGCGGCUGUCCUGGAGCCAUCCGCGCAAGUUCAGCCAGGGAUCCCGCUCCUGCUGCAUCUGCUCCAACCGGCACAGCCUGAUCCGCAAGUACAGCUUCAACAUGUGCCGCCAGUGCUUCCGACAGUACGCCAAGGACAUCGGUUUCAUCAGGUUGGACUAGAUACCUCUGUGGCAGCCAUUGCCAUUGGACAUCAUUUUGCUAAGUGAUCCACCAGACUGAAGAUCUUAUGAACAUGGCA